This is a messenger RNA of Lutra lutra (Eurasian river otter), 433 nucleotides long. RefSeq names its product late cornified envelope 6A (gene LCE6A). The record is from RefSeq and is a predicted model, not a curated record. Lineage: Eukaryota; Metazoa; Chordata; Mammalia; Carnivora; Mustelidae. The transcript has 3 exons.
CUGGAAUGAUUUGUCCACACAUCCUUCUCUAGGGUGAGGCUACCUCUGGGUGAGGAAACACUUGCAUGUCCCUCACUCAGAUGUGGCCAAGGCAGGCCUGAUCUCUCCUCUUCUUCUGCCCAGGGAGUAGAUAAGCCAGCUUCCACUCGCUAGUCCACUGAUGUCACAACAGAAGCAGGAAUCCUGGGAGCCCCCUAGUGCUCCCAAAUGCUCACCUCGACAGUGCCCAAACACCUCCCUGGCUCCCUGCUCUGCUCCCUGCUGUGACCUCUGUUCAGGAGGCUACAAUUCUGGUUCCCAAAAGCCCGGGGAGCAGAGCCCUGGCAGCUCUCAGAAGGCUCACCACAAGAAGCCCCGCUGCCUCAGUGGUAGCACAGUCUACCACAUCAAAGAGGAGGAGUGCUGAGGACAAGAAGUGAUUGACACACCCUAA